AUGGAGGUUACGGUGUUGGGCUCCAAGCUCGUCAAGCCCGCCUACAAUGCCGGCGCGGCGCCGGCACCUUCCACCGAGUACAUCCCUCUGUCCAUCUUCGACAAGGUGACGUUCAACAUGCAGAUGGCCAUCAUCUACGCCUUCGCCGCGCCCGCGCCCUCCACGGCCGCCAUCGAGAACGGCCUCGCCACGGUCCUUGCCCAGUACCGCGCCUUCGCCGGCCAGCUCGGCGAGGCGCCCGACGGCACGCCGUCCUUCAUCCUCAACGACCGUGGCGCGCGCCUGGUUGAGGCGACCGUGGACGCCGACCUCAUCGACAUGGCGCCAGCGAAACCCACGCCGGAGCUGCUCAAGCUGCAUCCUGACCUGGAGGCGGAGCACGAGGAGGUUGUGCUGCUGCAGCUCACGCGGUUCCGGUGCGGCUCCCUCGCCGUGGGGUUCACGUCCAACCACGUCGUCGCCGACGGCCACGCCACCAGCAACUUCCUCAUCGCCUGGGGGCGCGCCACGAGAGGCCUCCCCAUCGGCCUCCCUCCCGUGCACCACCACAAGGACCUCUUCAAGCCACGGUCGUCGCCUCGCGUGGAGCACGACCACCGCAACAGGGAGUACUACCUGCCGUCGCCCACCGACGUCGUCGGUCACCACGGCAAUGCCGCCGACAACAUCGUCAUCCAUAAGGCGCACUUCUCCAAGGACUUCAUCGCCGGUCUCCGAGCCAAGGCGUCAGAAGGGCGCGGCCGGCCGUUCAGCCGGUUUGAGACCAUCCUCGCCCACCUCUGGCGCACCAUGACACGCGCGCGCGACCUGAGCCCCGAGGAGACCACCAAGAUCCGGCUGUCCGUGGACGGGCGACACCGGCUCGGCCAGCCGGCGGAGUACUUCGGCAACAUGGUGCUUUGGGCGUUCCCGCGCUCCACGGUGGGUGACCUCCUCAACCGGCCGCUGAAGCACGCGGCUCAGGUGAUCCAUGACGAGGUGGCGAAGGUGGACGGCGCAUACUUCCAGUCGUUCGUAGACUUCGCAAGCUCCGGCGCCGCCGAGAAGGAGGGGCUGGCUCGGAGCGCCGUGUGCAAGGACGCGCAGUGCCCGGACGUGGAGGUGGACAGCUGGCUGACGUUCCCGUUCUACGAGCUGGACUUUGGCACGGGGAGCCCGAGAUACUUCAUGCCGGCCUACUUCCCCACGGAGGGGAUGCUUUUCCUCGCGCCGUCCAACUUCGGCGACGGCAGCGUCGAUGCCUUCGUACCCUUAUUCCAAGAGAACCUCGAAGUGUUCAAAGAAUGUUGCUACUCCCUGGAGUAG
This is a messenger RNA of Triticum turgidum subsp. durum (durum wheat), 1305 nucleotides long. Lineage: Eukaryota; Viridiplantae; Streptophyta; Magnoliopsida; Poales; Poaceae. The record is from the annotation of a GenBank genome assembly.